AUGAUGUCUACAGCAGCAAAUCACAGCAUCUGGUCCGAAAACGAGCACCAACCCGCACGCACAUUUCGCCCCCACAAUCCCGGCGAAUUCAGCCCAGGUGGAAUUGAAGGCAGGACCAUCGACACCAUUUACGACACCGACUGUCAUGGAGACGGUGACGAUGCCUACAUCUACUUCACCAUCGCAUACACCAACGGCACAAUCGCCUACGACCCGCGCGGCCGACCCGGCCUCUUCUCCUUCAGAACCCCAUGGUACAUCUCAUACCCAAAAACGCUGCGAAAAGCAAUCUUCAACGAUCCGACCCCAUAUCGAUCCGAACAAAAGUCCGAGGACUGUAAGCAUGGCCACUGCUGCAGCGAGGUCCUGCCGGGGUUGCUGUAUAACGACGAGCCCGUUAGAUUGAAGCGCGUUAAGAAUCCGAAGACGCUGCGAAUGUCAUCAAAGACGUUCGAUAUCGAUCGGGACUACUUUGCGCUCGGCGAGUGUCACUACGACGAUAGCCUACGCGAUAUCUGGAGGAUGGGUGUGUAUCUUGGUCGUAUCGGAUACUAUAUCCACGGCGCCAACAUCCCACCUGCUGUCAUUGACUAUGUGGAGGACAGGUCUAUAUAG
Molecule: messenger RNA, 615 nt
Organism: Alternaria ethzedia
Lineage: Eukaryota; Fungi; Ascomycota; Dothideomycetes; Pleosporales; Pleosporaceae
Exons: 3
Coding region: 1-615 (204 amino acids)
Source: RefSeq, a predicted model, not a curated record